Melanaphis sacchari is the source of this 2309-nucleotide messenger RNA. RefSeq names its product arginine/serine-rich protein PNISR-like. The transcript is spliced from 12 exons. Lineage: Eukaryota; Metazoa; Arthropoda; Insecta; Hemiptera; Aphididae. The record is from RefSeq and is a predicted model, not a curated record. The coding region runs from base 355 to 2238 and encodes 627 amino acids. Gene Ontology annotation, cellular component: nuclear speck; presynaptic active zone. Gene Ontology annotation, molecular function: RNA binding.
UACUGACUAUUGUACACUAAUACCAGUAUAUCACUACAAUACUACAUUGUAAUAGUGUAAUACUCGAGACCAUUUUUAGUUGUUUUGUUGAAGUUAAGUCUUUGCUUUUGAGUGUUGAAUAUUAGUCACUAUAGUUAACUAUAAAUGUGUAACUUACAAUUUUGACCUCAACAUUUAGUACUCGGUACUAACAUCGUGCGCUUGCCGCCUCAAAUUUUUCUUGAACCGAUCGAAACUUGUCGGACGCACACGACAUUUUUGAUAUUUUAGUAAUUCUCAGACGUUGUUUACUUGGGUAUGCGACGCGGUCCUUGAAAUUGUUUUCAACGUCAUCAUAUACUCGUAUGAAAUACUAUGUGGUCGGAUCCAUCAUCAACAAACAUGGCUUAUGGAAACCAAUGGAUGAAUCCUGCUUUAUAUAAAAAUAUGACCAAUGAACAAGUGGAUUGGGCGAGUUUAGCUCAACAAUGGAUCAAAAUGAAAGAAACGCCACCUCCGAUGCUACCUGGACAACAAAAUAGAAUCCCAACUUCUGAACAUGCUUUACCUAGUCAUCGCGUAGAACUUCAGAACACUUCAAACACAGUACCAGGAACAAAUACAACUCUAAAUAAUCAUAGUAUUGUCAGUCCAGUUAUACGAAAUAAUAUUGAAAAACCUAGUGCUUGGAAUACAUGGACUUAUCAGCAACAACAACAAUGGAAUUGGAAUUGGGCAUCUUCUUCAUCAGCUCUAUCUGCUAAACCACCUAUGAUAGAGUCAAUUAAUUCACUUAGACCUCCUUUUAUUGUACCUCCUAUAUUAUCUGAACCACCUCCACCUUACCCAAUGAUGACACCAAAUAAAUCAUUUACGCCCAAUAAUUAUUGGGUAGGUCCCAAUACUAGAGUACCGCCACCUACUGAACCAGAUCAAUGGAAUAAACUUAAUAUAGUUCCUAAUGUAGAUGAUAGAACUCAAGAUCCAUCGUUUAUUGAUGCUGCUAAACGAAAGCAAUUGCCUGCUUGGAUUCGAGAAGGACUAGAAAAAAUGGAAAAAGAAAAACGAAGAAAAAUUGAGCAAGAACAAUCUAUUAGUGAAUCUGAUUAUUCUAGUUUCUCAAAUGAAAAUGUUACCCAGGAAUUGCCCAAUUCACCUAUGAAUAUGGACCAUGAAACUCAAAUGGUUGAUGACGAUAUUGAACCGGCGUCUUUUGAUUAUAUCAAUGAAAAUGAACCUAGAAAAACUGAGUUUGUGAAGAAUGAUCUUUCUCCUCUCAUUCCACGUAAGACUAAAGCUCAAAUCUGGGAAGAUACGAUGUUAAGUCUACGGAAAAUUCUAACAAAGUUAUUAAUGGAUGUUACUAAUGAAAUGAUGUUAAAUGUAGUCAAAGAUGUGCUAAAAAAUACUUUACAAACAGAUAAUCAAGUGAAUCAAAACCAAACAUCAUUAGCUGGUAAGCUGGGACUUGGAGUUUAUGGUUCAGAAUCUGGGUCAUCUGAUGAAAGUGAUGAAGAACAGCAUGCAUCUGGUCAUAAACAAUUAAAACAUGAUUCUGAUGAGGCUAUUCAAGAAAGAAUAUUAAAACGUCAACGUGAGUUCAGUUAUAUUGAAGCGAAAAUACUUAUAGAAUUGGAUCAGCUUGAAGACCGAGAAAAACUUGUGAGGUCUAAAUUUGAUAAUAGUAUCAAAUUCAAUGGAGAAACUAAUGAUAAUAGUAGUUUAACAGUGGAAAACAUUCAGAAAAAAGGACGUACUGAAGAUGACGAAUCUAGUGAUAAAAUGGUCAAAGGGCAUGAUAAAGUAAAAAAAGAAUCAUCUAAUGAUUUGAAUAUUAAAAAUGGACAUAAAAAAAAGAAAUCUAAAUCCAAAAGAUCGUCAAGUUCUAGUUCAUCAAGGAGUAGUGUUAGUAAAAAGAGCAAUAAUACAGACUAUAAAAAUAAAAAUAAGAAAAGCGAUAAAACAAAAUCAAAAUCUUCGAUUAAAACUAAUGCAGAUAGUGUAAAGAGAAAACGAAGAUCGCGUUCUAGAAAUAGAAGUAGAUCUUAUUCAAUAUCAAAGAGUAGUAAGUCGCAUCCAAGAUAUAGGAGUAGGUCACGUUCAAAACAUUAUGAUAGAAGAUCGCCACAUAAUUAUAGAUCAAGAAGAAGUCGAUCUCCUCCAUCACAUCAUUCAUAUUCCAGAAAACACAAAAGUAAACGAACUAGUUCUUCUAGUUCAGAUGAAUCAAGAAGUAAAAAACACCGUUACAAACGAUAAUGUUAUGGUCAAAAUGUAAUUUUAAGAGGUUAAAAUUCUUAAUUAUUUUUUUAUUAAUACUGACUCAUUAA